Molecule: messenger RNA, 402 nt
Organism: Striga hermonthica
Lineage: Eukaryota; Viridiplantae; Streptophyta; Magnoliopsida; Lamiales; Orobanchaceae
Source: the annotation of a GenBank genome assembly
AUGGUGCCUUCAUUACCUGAUUUACCUCCCCAUCUCUCAUUCAUUUGCAUCAUGGCUAUCCUCAUCGUCUACCUAGUUUGCUGCUACCUAGUAAUCGAUUUCAUAAGCAGUCAAGACGAGGAAAGUCCACACCAGGAUUCAAUUUGCAGUAAUUCUUCCUAUUACUACAAUUUAUCUGUUGAGGAACUACAAGAGACCACUUGUUUGUACCGUGAAGUGGGACCAGGUCAUUCGAUAUGCGCCAUCUGCCUAGAAAACCUCCAGCAAGCCCAAGUGUGCCGGGUCUUGCCAGCCUGUCGCCAUGAGUUUCAUGCUCGUUGCAUCGACCAUUGGCUUUCCCAGAGCCUCACUUGUCCAAUUUGUCGAGCGCCUUUUAGGCUUCGGAUAGGUGUUUGUGGGUAA